Messenger RNA from Fonsecaea pedrosoi CBS 271.37, 1269 nucleotides. RefSeq lists its product as uncharacterized. Gene Ontology annotation, biological process: epoxide metabolic process. Bases 1 to 1269 code for a protein of 422 amino acids. Gene Ontology annotation, molecular function: epoxide hydrolase activity. Lineage: Eukaryota; Fungi; Ascomycota; Eurotiomycetes; Chaetothyriales; Herpotrichiellaceae. The record is from RefSeq and is a predicted model, not a curated record. The transcript has 4 exons.
AUGGCUGUGUUUAGUAAUCUACCAGCAUCUGCGGAGAAUUCAUCCAUUCGUCCUUUCACCUGCUCGGUCGGCGAGCAGGAACUGGAUGACUCCAAGUCUUUAAUUCGAUUAUCCAAAGUGGCGGUUCCAACAUUUGAAAACACGCACACAGGCGAAGAACAUCGAUAUCAAUAUGGAAUCGACAGGGAGUUCAUUCUGAAAGCAAAGGACAUAUGGAUGCGUGAAUAUGACUGGCGCGCCACCGAAGCACGAAUCAACAGCUACCCAAAUUUCAUGGCAGAAGUCAUCGAUGAUGAUAGGACUGUCUUCCAGGUCCAUUUUCUGGCAUUAUUUUCCACCAACAAGAACGCGAUACCUCUCCUGAUGCUUCACGGAUGGCCAGGUAUCGUUCCUUACACACUCAAUCGAUUUAUCGGGAAUGUCAUGGAAUUUUUUGCGACUCUGGAUCUCUUGAAAGAGAAGUUCACGCCGGAAAGCUUGCCAUAUCAUAUUGUCGUACCUUCUCUGCCCGGCUACGCGUUCUCCUCUCUACCCGAAGACAAGGAUUUUAAGGUGGCAGAUUCGGCUCGGAUCAUCCACAAACUAAUGCUUCUUCUUGGACUGAGGGGCUACGUGGCUCAAGGAGGAGAUAUCGGCUCUGGGGUCGCGAGGUACUGUCUGAGUCUAUACGACGAAUGCAAAGCGGCGCAUGUCAACUUAUUGAUGGGCACUCCGCCACCCCAGAGCGAAGGUUUGGAGGUGACGGAAGAAGAGCAAAAAGGUCUCGCGCGCAUCGAGGAAUUCAUGACCUUGGGCUCUGGGUACGCCAUCAGCCAUGCAACUGUGCCCUCGACCACGGGGCUCACACUCGCCGCAUCGCCUCUCGGCCUGUUGGCCUGGGUGGGCGAGAAGCUGGUGCGGUGGGCUGACGAGAAGCCACCGAUCAAAACAAUUCUGGACUUCGUGUCCCUCUAUUUCCUCACUGGCACCAUUGAGCGCUCAAUCCACGUCUACCGUGAAGUAUUCAUUCCGGGAAAGUCGAUUCCUGGAUUUCCUCCUAGUCCAGCCGGCAAGACUUUUGGAUUCAGCGAUUUUGCCAAAGAAUCAACACCGCCGCCAAAGUCGUGGGCCGAGUAUUGGGCAGGCGGGAAAGAUCGACUACAGUUCUACCGCUAUCAUGAAAGCGGUGGCCACUUUGCCGCGCUUGAGAAGCCUGUGGUCUUCCUCAAAGACGUAAUGGACUUUGUUGCUAUGGUCCAGGAAAGAGACAGACAAAAUGUCACGGUCUAG